CAUCGAUAUCCACUCUUUCUGCCAUCGCGGUUGCCAUCGUUCUCACCCUUCUCUUCGUCUUCCGUUUUCAACAUGCCACCGAAGAAAGCUGCAGCCCCAGAGAAGAAAACUCUUCUUGGAAGACCUAGCAACAAUCUCAAAAUUGGAAUCGUAGGACUUCCCAAUGUCGGCAAAUCUUCCUUUUUUAAUGUCCUCUCAGAGACAGACCUUGCAAAUGCUGCAAACUUUCCAUACGCUACCAUAAACCCCGAAGAAGCCCGCAUUCCCGUUCCAGAUACCCGCUUCGAGUGGCUCUGCGACACCUAUAAACCAGCUUCACGCGUACCUGCCUUCCUCACGUGCAUCGAUAUCGCUGGUCUCACAGCAGGUGCUUCCACAGGUGCUGGUCUUGGAAACUCGUUUUUGUCCCACGUCCGUGCCGUCGAUGGCAUUUUCCAGGUUGUUCGUGCCUUUGAUGAUGCUGAAGUCAUCCACGUCGAAGGAGACGUGGACCCUCUGCGCGAUAUGGACAUAAUUCAAACGGAGUUGAGACUCAAGGACAUUGACUGGGUUGAGAAGGCUCUCGACAAUCUCAAAAAGUCUGGCCGAAGUUUGGGCAGCAACAGUCUCGCUGACAAGGCCAAGAAGGAAGAAAUUGCCGUGGUGGAGAAGGUCCUGAAAGUUCUCACUGUCGAUCAAAAGGAUAUCCGCAAGGCGGACUGGAACAACAAAGAGAUCGAUGUUGUAAAUGGCCUUCAAUUAUUGACGGCGAAACCUGUCACCUAUCUUGUCAACCUGAGCGAAAAGGAUUAUAUUCGAAAGAAGAACAAAUGGUUACCAAAGAUCAAAGGCUGGAUUGACGCUCAUAACUCAGGCGACCCUCUAAUCCCCUUCUCUGUCGCUCUUGAAGAACGUCUAGCAGCCCUGGAGCCAGAAAAGAAAAAGGAAGAAGAACAAUCCAUUGGUGCAACCAGCGCUUUGCCCAAGAUUACCCAGGCUGGUUACAGCAGCCUUGACCUCAUUCGUUACUUCACUUGUGGACCGGAUGAAGUUCGUGCCUGGACGAUUAGAAAGGGAAUCAAAGCGCCUCAAGCCGCUGGUGUUAUCCAUUCCGACUUCGAGAACAAAUUUGUGUGCGGAGAAAUCAUGUCGUACGAUGACCUGAAGGAACAUGGAACUGAAGCUGCUGUCAAGGCAGCUGGCAAGUUGAGGCAACAGGGGAAACCUUACGAAAUGGUAGAUGGUGAUAUUGCUUACUGGAAAGCUGGAGCGUAAAUCGUGGGGCAUGUGUGUAGUAUUCAGAGCAAAAUGUAAAAAUAUUAUAUUGCAGUUCAUGAGC
Molecule: messenger RNA, 1318 nt
Organism: Laccaria bicolor S238N-H82
Lineage: Eukaryota; Fungi; Basidiomycota; Agaricomycetes; Agaricales; Hydnangiaceae
Exons: 10
Coding region: 73-1254 (393 amino acids)
Cellular component (GO): cytoplasm
Molecular function (GO): ATP binding; ATP hydrolysis activity; GTP binding
Source: RefSeq, a predicted model, not a curated record